AUGAUAAAAACUAUAAGUCUGACGUUCAAUUCUCUUGAAAUGGAAGAUGCAUAUAAAGAAUGGUGUUUCAAAAAUAAUUAGAAAAGAUAUUAACUAUUGCUCUGUUUUAUUAGUGUUUAUUUAGUAGUAAUGAUUACUGAGUUUAACAACACAAAAACAUUAUUACCUUUAAUUUUAUCAUGUAUAAUAUUAAGUUUAGAACUAACACUUUUAUUCUUCAUAAGGAAAUACUAAGAAAAAGUGGAAAUUAUUCUAACCUCUAACUAAAUAUUAUUGUGUUUAAUUUGUGAAUUCUAUAGAUUAUUUGCUGAUAAAAGUAAUUAAUGGCACAUAGGUUAUAGUUUAGCAUGUAUAAAAUUAUGUAAUAUUAAAUAUUCAAUUAGUAAUUUACGUACGAGGUAAUAAAUUUAUUAUGCAAACUGGUUUAUAAAUUCUUUGCUAAUGUUGUUCAUUUAUUCAAAUGAGCGAUGUUUAAAUUUAUGAUAUUAUAACCCAUAAUUUAAUAACUUUGCUUAUGGUUGCUUUUAGAUAUUCUAUUGAAUCUGGAAAUAGAUAAUAUUUUGUAGCUCACUUAUCAUAACUAUAGUAUGAAAAUAUUAUAUAAGAUUUACUUCCCUCUUGGGUUAUGAUAGUGAAAUUUGAUAAAAAUUAAGGAUAAUUAAGUCUUGAUAAAAUAAAUAACAAUAUGAGAGUUAAGCUUGAAAUACAUGAUGAUAAGUGCUUUCGAGAUUUUUUAAGAAAAAUCUAGGCAAUUCCAUAUGAAUCUGAAAACUUUUAAUCAAUUAAGUUAGAACAUACAUUAAUAAGAUUAUUAUAAUAAUAAAAAGAAGAGCAUGCAGUUGAGAGAUAUUAUGCUGAGAUAUAUAAAAAUGAAAACAAAACUAAAUAGUUGAAAUUCAAAAUAACACAAGUUUAUUUUAAAACAUUUGACCCUUCAGUAAUUUUGUUAUUUGAAGAGUUAAAGGAAGAUAAAAAUGAAUCCUUAAUUUAAUAGAUAGAAUAAAGAGAUUAAUCUUCAUCAACUUAUGCAAGAAUAUCACUUUAGAUCUUAACUCAAUAGAUUUCAUUGUUAUAAUUUAUUAAAGUUUAUCUAUCAAAAGAAAAAUCAUAAUAAUGUCCUCCUCAUUUGAUAAAGUAUAUUAGUCAACAGAUUCAAAGGGGAUAUAAUAUAUUUAAUUUAAACUUUGAUAUAUUAAAUCAAUUUAAAAUUGUUCAUGGUUAAAUCAAAUUUGAAGCAAAUGAAAUUAAACCCUUAUUACUGAUAUAAUAAUUAUGUGAAGACUUAAUAUUAAAUAAAGCAUAAUCGAAUCCAAAAAGGAAAUAAAUAUCAAAUACAGAUAUCAUAAAAACUGAUAGGGCAAAAUUAAUUUCUAUAAUUAUCAAUUUGGUUGAAUUUAUUAAAAUAUUGAUGUCAAUAAUAUAUGGAGAUGAAAAAAUCUUAAGUUAAAGUGCUCCAUUUGGAUUUCCUAUAUAAAUUUCUGUAAAAUGUUCGUAAGUUUAUCCUAAUUGUAUAAAAUUUGGACUUUAGCAUCCUAAAUUAUAUCUAUCAGCUUCUAUUAGAGAACUAUUUUUAAAUAUUGAAACAGCGAUUCAUCAUAAAAAAAGAAAUUGGAAUUAAAGAAAUUAUUUUGGAAUGAUAAAUUAAUUAACCAAUGUAUAUUCAUAAAUUUUUGAAGGGUAUAAGAAAGAUUUCAAUAAAUCUACAAGUUUUAUGGAUGAUGAUUAAUUGUUACAUAUAUAAAAGCCAAGUGUAUAUUUAAGUUAAGAAUCAAGAAUGCCCACUUUAUAAAAUAAUAUUCCAUAAUAAUUUUAAUUUAAUAUUUUAGGAUAUCCUAUGGCCUAGUAUUUGAUUAGUUAACUAGGACCAUGUAAUAAAUUACAAUUUAAGAAUAGAUUUAUAAAUUAUAAUGGAUUAACUAAUAAUUAUACAAAUUCUUAAUAAACAAAACUAUCUUUUCUUAUUUAUCAAGAUUUAGAUGAAUUUAUAUAAGAAUUAAAUAAAACUGAGAAGCCAAUUUUUGAACUAAUUUAAAAAAAAAAGAUACUCCAUUAUAAUAAUACUUAAAAAUAUUAUCCUUGUUCUUAAUUUGGAUCAUUUUAGGGAAGAUUAUGA
Messenger RNA from Paramecium pentaurelia, 2113 nucleotides. The record is from the annotation of a GenBank genome assembly. Lineage: Eukaryota; Ciliophora; Oligohymenophorea; Peniculida; Parameciidae.